AUGGGUGGUCAGUUGGGCUAUGGCGAGCUCAUUCGCAAGCAGUUUACUGCGCCAAAGCUCUUAUACCACUUUCUCUUCUGGUCAUUCCAAUGGGGCAUCUUUGCAUACGGAUGGUACAAGCAAGCCGCAGAUUCGCGACUUGCAGGCCUCAACACUCUCAAAUUCUCCGUCUGGAUCUCGCGUGGUGCCGGCCUCAUCCUAUCCGUCGACACCAUGCUGAUCCUCUUGCCCGUCUGCCGCACCCUCAUGCGCUGGAUACGCCCCAAGCUUCGCUUUCUGCCCCUCGACGAGAAUCUCUGGAUGCACCGCCAGCUUGCCUACGCCAUCCUCAUUUUCACCGUCUUCCACGUUGGCGCCCACUAUGUUAACUUUUACAAUGUCGAGCAGACCCAGAUUCGCCCCGUCAGCGCCCUUCAGAUUCACUACGCCCAGCCUGGCGGCAUCACCGGCCACGUCAUGCUGCUAUGCAUGCUGCUCAUGUACACAACAGCCCACGCGCGUAUCCGCCAGCAGUCGUUUGAGGCCUUUUGGUACACGCAUCACCUCUUCAUCCCCUUCUUCUUGGCCCUCUACACCCAUACUGUCGGCUGCUUCGUCCGCGACACGCCUGAGGCCUUUUCGCCCUUUGCCGGAGAUCCCUACUGGGCGCACUGCAUCGGCUACCUCGGCUGGCGGUGGGAGCUGUGGACGGGCGGCCUUUAUCUCCUCGAGCGCCUCUAUCGCGAGGUUCGCGCCCGCCGCCAGACGUCCAUCACGCGAGUCGUCCGCCACCCCUACGAUGUCGUCGAGAUCCAAUUCAACAAGCCGUCCUUCAAGUACAAGGCCGGCCAGUGGCUCUUCCUCCAGGUGCCCUCCGUUUCGCGCUACCAGUGGCAUCCCUUUACCAUCACGUCGUGCCCCUUUGACCCCUACGUCUCCGUGCACGUCCGCCAGGUGGGCGACUUCACCCGCGCCCUCGGUGAUGCGACUGGCGCCGGCGGAGCCCAGGCCAAGCUCUACGACGGAUUCGACCCCAUGGGCAUGUACGAGGUGGCCCUACAGAACGGCGAGCAGAUGCCCGCACUGCGUAUCGACGGGCCCUACGGCGCUCCGGCUGAGGAUGUCUUUGAGAACGAAAUCGCCGUCCUCAUCGGCACCGGUAUCGGCGUCACUCCUUGGGCCUCGAUCCUCAAGAACAUCUGGCACCUGCGCAACUCGCCCAACCCCCCGACCCGCCUGCGCCGCGUCGAGUUCAUCUGGGUCGCCAAGGACACGGGCUCCUUUGAGUGGUUCCAAACGCUGCUUUCCUCGCUCGAGGACCAGUCCAAGGAGGCCGCGCGCCUGCCCGGCUCCUCGGGCGUCGAGUUCCUCAAGAUCCACACGUACCUGACCCAGAAGCUCGACAUGGACACGACGCAGAACAUCGUGCUCAAUAGCGUCGGUGCCGAGAUGGACCCCCUGACGGAGCUGCAAUCGCGCACACAGUUCGGCCGCCCCGACUUCAAGCGCCUCUUUACGACGAUGCGCAACGGCAUUCUCGACAGGACGUACCUCAACGGGCUCGAGGGGAGCAUGCGGACGACUGUCGGUGUUUACUUUUGCGGUCCCUCAACAGCUGCUCGCGACAUCAAGCUGGCGUGCAAGUCGGCUACGGCGCCCGAAGUCAGGUUUCGUUUCUGGAAGGAGCACUUUUAA
Messenger RNA from Hirsutella rhossiliensis, 1674 nucleotides. Its product is annotated as ferric reductase NAD binding domain-containing protein. Gene Ontology annotation, cellular component: plasma membrane; NADPH oxidase complex. Lineage: Eukaryota; Fungi; Ascomycota; Sordariomycetes; Hypocreales; Ophiocordycipitaceae. The record is from RefSeq and is a predicted model, not a curated record. Gene Ontology annotation, molecular function: superoxide-generating NAD(P)H oxidase activity. Gene Ontology annotation, biological process: superoxide anion generation; defense response. The transcript has 3 exons. Bases 1 to 1674 code for a protein of 557 amino acids.